Syngnathus typhle (broad-nosed pipefish) is the source of this 2354-nucleotide messenger RNA. RefSeq names its product tandem C2 domains nuclear protein. Gene Ontology annotation, cellular component: nucleus. NCBI's taxonomy places the organism in Eukaryota, Metazoa, Chordata, Actinopteri, Syngnathiformes, Syngnathidae. The coding region runs from base 50 to 1438 and encodes 462 amino acids. The transcript is spliced from 11 exons. The record is from RefSeq and is a predicted model, not a curated record.
GGAGGAGGAAGGUUUAGUGAGGAAGAGAAGAAGGAGGAGGAGCCUAAUCAUGAGUCGGCUGGCAUUUCUCGUCAUUCUUGUGUUGACUCGACAGGCUUGGAGGCGCAUCAGAGCCCCUAAAAAAAAAAAACACCUUUUCUUCAAUGAAAGAACACACAAUCGGGGCAUGGAGUGCAUCAAAAACUGCUGCAAGAGGUUCAGUAAAAAGCAAGGGAAGGAACCAGAGCCAGACGAGACUGAAGACAUUGCAAUGCAGCUACCCGUGACCUCCAAACGAUGGGGGGUUCAAGAAGACUACCUCCUGUCCAAGAUGCCCCCUGGUGGCAGAGAAGUCCCGUUCGUCCUGCCCACCUUGAAGGCAUCGUACGUGCAGCCCGGAGCUUCCACUUACCUCGACUAUGGAAUGCCAGGUCCGGCCCGUUGCACGUACGCUCAGAGGAAAGCUGAGCUGGUGACCCCUGUUGCGUAUAAAGCAGACACUGGUGAGCGGCUAAGUCGGUCCAUGUCUGAGCUCAACAAUUUUCACAGUCCUCAAAUGAAGAGUUAUGAUUCCAUGUCCAGCGUCCCCUGCACUCCGACCUCCACCACGGACUCGAUUAAACGCAGCACAGAGUCUUUCUCACUGUUUGGUGAUGACCUGGGGAGCUUGUGUAUACGACUGAGCUACCAGGAGGAGAUGGAGCAGGUGUGGAUCACACUGGUCCAGUGUUCCCAACUCAACCUGACAGCCAAUGUCGCAAAAAAGCCAAAGAUCCAAAUCAAAGGUGUCAUCACGCUUCCAAAACCGGUCAAAUUCCAGACCUCCAUCAAGCAAUACUCUCAGGACACAUCCUUCAUGGAGACGUUUGUGUUUGCGCUGAGCCUUCAGAGCCUCCGCUGCAGCGCCCUACAGCUGAAGCUGCAAAAGCAGGGAGGAAAAAAGCGCACGGUGGCCGAAUGCGUCCUGUCGCUCCGAUCGCUCGGCCCGCAGGAGACCGAGCACUGGCUGCCUCUCAAAGUCCCGUGCAAGUCGCCCGGACGAGGAUGCGAGCUGCAUCUGGCAACCUGCUUCCAGCCCGUAUGCGGACGAAUGGUAGUCCGGGUCCUCGCCGCCCAAAACCUGCCUGCCAGCUCCUCUCCCCUCUUACCGGCGUACACAGUGACUGUGGAGAUGUAUGGGGCCGCGGGGCCUCUGACAAAGAAGAAGACACGAGCGCUCAAGCCCACCAGGGGGCAGUGUCAGUGGGACGACACCUUUUACUUGGACCUGGAUGCUCUCGACGCCGCCGCAUGCACGCUGUCAGUCAAACUCUUCAGCUGCUGCUCGAUCAAAAGAAAGAAUUGUAUCGGACAGGUCCAUCUGGGACUGGACGGCCCGACUCGGGAAGCGGCGGAGCAUUGGAAGGACACUGUGGAGCAUCCUGAGAAAGUGGUGGAGGCGUGGCAUACAGUGACCUGAAAUAACCUCUUUGCACAUGCGGAAUGUGACAUAGGGACAGCGCCACAGCACACAUUUUAUCAACUUGACUGACAGCUGGAACACUCAAAACCUGCUUACACUCCUCACAUUGACGGAAUGUUCACUGACGGAGACUGAGUUGUGGUACGCUUACUAAUUCACGUUAUUGAUCGUUUGAAUACCUUAACACAUAGUAUGAGGUUCACUUUUAUAACUAAUCAGAUGAAGAUAUUGAUUAGUUUCACACUUUAAUAUGUUAGAGUUACUUGUUGCUGUAAGUCAUUUACUCAAGUCUAGCACACUAAUUUUGAAACAUUUCAUUGUCGCUUGAAUAUGAUGUGUAAAUUGUGUUGUUAUCAUUUACGUUCAUGUUUGAGGAGAACUUUAGCUGACGUAAGCACUUGUAUUAUUUAUAGUGUAUUUGUUUAGUGCAAUUAAUCGUAGUCGUCAUAUGUUUACUUAUCAAUGUGUUUGAACCGUACGAGAGGAUACCGGCACGCCUUUGUCGGGAUAUUGACGGGAAGCGUUAGUCACGCGUUGAAGGCCAUAAAGGGAACAGGACGCUUUGUUGUAAAAUAGCUCACCAAUGGCAAAUUGAGAAAUCUCCAGGUGAAAGAAAAAUAAUGAUCCAUGUUGUUAGUCCCUGCUGGCUGACUUUUUUUUUGUUAGAUUCUGUAAACUCACCAAUUCCAGCAACAUUUGAGGUUGUGGAAAAUGGCUACCAAUCAUUGCAUAAGAGCGCUGUUUUGCACCAGUUACAACAGGACCACCAGAGAGACUCACUCACGCUCUUCUGGUCCACUCUUGCUUGAACUCAUUCACUUUUUUUUUUAAUCAUGAUUUGGAUUCUGAACCAGAACUUGUAUAUCUUGACUAGGAUUAGUUUGUUUAGUAAAGGGAAACAAGUGAAAAACAA